AUGAAACAAUGGUUAGCAGAGCUGGAACUAACGGAAGGUGACCCAAUUGUAAUCAAAUCUGACAACGAACAAUUAACAGAAGAACCAAGUAGGGAAGAAAUCAAGGGUAUAGUGAAAGGACUAGUAAAUGGAAAAGCGGCAGGUUUAGAUAAACUGAAAAACGAAUAUGUCAAAUAUUGCGAUGAAAGUCGUUCAUCAGACAUCGACGCGCUCCUGAUCCAUCGUCCCGCUUUACAAAAUGGCGGAAGGGCAGUCACGAGGUCAGCUGCUUGCACGACGGGACACACUGUUUCUGCUCUGGGUCGGGCAGAGGCGUUUGCUGCCGGAUACGACGCUCAACGGGACCAUACGCAGGUGACGCUGAGGCUCGAGUACCUGAACGGAGUAUGGAACAACCUGGAGACGGUGCAGGCGCAGCUUGAGGACGACGAGACCACCGAGGAAGGUAGGGCAGAGCACGCUGCCACUCGUGCAUCCUUUGAACCUCGGCUAUUUGAAAUAAAAGCCAGUCUCAUUUCAAAAUUGCCUCCUAUUCCUAACAAUCGGAGCCCUGUUCCCCCACACGUGUCCUCCACUCUCUCUGGUAUCAAGUUGCCGACGAUUUCUUUGCCCGAAUUUAAUGGAGACUACAUGCAAUGGCUUGCAUUCCAUGAUACAUUCUUGGCGCUCAUUCAUUUAAAUCCGGAGGUGCCGGAUAUUCAAAAAUUUCACUAUUUGCGGGCAGCUGUCAAGGGGGAAGCUGCUCAGUUGAUCGAGUCGAUUGGUAUCAGUUCCGCUAACUACGUUUUGGCUUGGCAGACAUUGGAGAAUCGGUAUUCGAAUGACUACUUGCUAAAGAAGCGGCAUAUGCAGGCACUCUUCGACAUCCCGCGCAUGAAGAAGGAGUCAGCUGCAUCACUACAUGGGUUGGUUGACGAGUUCGAGCGGCAUACGAAAAUCUUGCAUCAACUGGGAGAACCAACCGACGCUUGGAGCACUAUAUUGGAACAUCUGCUGUGUACGCGCCUCCACGAUGAUUCACUGAAGGCAUGGGAGGACCAUGCGUCGACGGUAGCGAAUCCGGACUACGCCUGUCUCAUCGAGUUUCUGCAGCGGAGAACACGAGUGCUAGAAUCCAUCUCUGUGAACCAUCAUACAGUAGAAUCAGCGUCAACUUCUGGUAUUUCAGCUCAUCCACCAAAGAAGAAUCAUCUCCACUCUCAGUUCCGCUUUACUUCGUGUGCGUCGACUGCAAGUUUGGGUGAAAAGUGCAUCGCCUGCAACCAGUCGCAUUCCGUGACGAAGUGUCAGAAAUUCAACCGGAUUUCACCGAGUGAACGACAGCAGCUUGUGAAUUCCAAACGCCUUUGUCACAACUGCUUGAAGGGUGAUCAUUUUGUCCGCAAUUGUCCUUCAAAUUUCAGCUGUCGGAAGUGCAAUCGACGUCACCAUACGCUUCUUCAUUCCGGGCAGAGCGAUGGUUCCCGAAAGAACGUUAGCGAAGGAGCUUCCUCUAGUCCUGGUGCAACCGCUUCUACUACGCCAUCUAAUGGGUCUUCUGUGGUCGAGUCAUCUACGCAAUCUACGGUGGCUGCUACUGAGAAUGUUCCUGUGGUCGAAGUUAGUUCUGCUCUACAACAUCCUCGCGAAGACGUCUUUCUUCUCACUGUCAUUGUGAAGGUCAUCGACACCUACGGUGUGGAACAUCUAGCUCGUGCACUUCUGGACAGUGCAUCGCAGCCGAAUCUCAUCACGAAUCGCAUGGCGCAAAUUCUACGAUUGCGGAGACAACCCGUGAAUGUUACGGUACAGGGAGCCGGCAAGCUAUCUAAGCCGGUACGUGAAUCGGUGUUUGCACAGGUACAUUCAAGGACGGGUGACUUUUCGUGUGGUGUCAACUUCUUGGUGAUGGACAAAGUGACGGCAAAUCUCCCUUCGCAAAGUGUUUCAACUGUGGGAUGGAAUAUUCCGAAGGGGUUGCUUCUGGCUGAUCCAUCCUUCAACGAAAGUCAACCGAUCGACAUGGUUUUGGGUGCUCGGCACUUCUACUCCUUCUUCCCCAGCGCUGCACGCAUUCAGCUUGAUAGAAAUCUUCCGAUUCUGGUCGACAGCGUCUUCGGCUGGAUUAUCGUAGGCUCAGCUAGCAUAAACCCCCCCGAGCAGACUGCUCCUACGCCCACCACUUGUGAUGCAGUCACUGUUUCAAUGCUUUCGCUAGAGGAUUGCUUGGAGCGUUUUUGGAAAACCGAAGAGCUGACAACGAACGACAUUUACUCAAUAGAAGAACGACGCUGCGAAUCCUUGUACCAAUCUACAGUAUCUAGGAACUCCGAAGGUCGAUAUAUUGUUAGAUACCCUCGUAAGCCUGAUUUUGAUGUGAUGCUUGGCGAAUCCAGAAGCAGUGCACAGCGACGGUUCGGAUAUCUGGAAAGACGACUGGAACGAGACUCGAAAUUGAAGGACGAAUAUCAUCAGUUCAUGCGAGAGUAUCUCUCCCUCGGCCACAUGCGGCUGGUCGAAGCGGACGACGAACGCAACUCUCCCACCUACUAUCUACCUCACCAUCCCGUAAUUAAGGAAGCAAGUACGACGACCAAGGUCCGGGUCGUGUUUGAUGGCUCUGCGAAAACUUCUUCCGGCUUCUCCCUCAAUGAAGCUCUUUGCGUUGGUCCCGUGGUGCAGGACGAUCUGCUGAACAUUAUCUUGCGGUUUCGAACCUUUCCCGUUGCUCUCGUCGGAGAUAUUGCCAAAAUGUACAGGCAGGUACAGGUCCACUCUGACGACACACCGUUACAACGCAUUCUGUGGCGAUUCUCCCAACAUUCUCCAGUACAGACGUACGAACUACUGACCGUUACUUACGGCUUAGGUCCAUCAUCGUUCUUAGCGACACGAACUCUCCAGCAACUAGCGGUGGAUGAAGGUGAUGCGUAUCCGGUAGGCGGCCCAGCACUGAAAAAGAGCUUCUACGUCGACGAUUUCAUCGGUGGAGCUGAAACUAUUGAAGAAGCUAUCCGUUUGCGAGCAGAGCUGAGCGAACUUCUGCAGAAGGGAGGAUUCGAGCUCAGAAAAUGGACGUCAAACUGUCUCGAAGUCCUCCAAGGUCUCUCCGACGAUCAGAUCGGCACGCAAUCCGCGUUGCACUUUAGUCCCCACGAAACCAUCAAAGCACUUGGAAUUAGCUGGGAGCCUGAAGCAGAUUACCUCCGUUUUCAUUCGCAGAUUCGAACAAGCAGUGAACCUCCAACGAAGCGGUCUAUCCUCUCCGACAUCGCCAAGUUAUUUGACCCUCUUGGACUCAUUGCCCCCGUCGUCGUACGUGCGAAAAUCCUGAUGCAGGAAUUGUGGUUGUUGUCCUGUGAUUGGGAUGAUCCUGUUCCAGAACCGAUCAAAUCGAGAUGGGAAAUCUACCACCAAGAGCUGGUGAAAAUAUCUGAGCACCAUGUCAACAGAUAUGCAUUUCUUCCGAGUUCCGUUAUACAGCUGCACACUUUCGCGGAUGCUUCCCAGGCAGCAUAUGGAGCUUGUACGUACGCCCGAUGUGAAGACGACCAAGGAAAGGUGAGGAUUCAACUGCUAGCGUCGAAAUCCCGAGUAGCCCCGCUGAAACGAAUCACCAUCGCCCGUUUGGAAUUAUGCGCAGCCGUGCUAGCCGCUCAUCUACACGCGCGAAUCAAAAAGGCCAUCGACGUCAACGUUUCUGCAUCGUACUUUUGGUCAGAUUCCGCCGUCACUCUACAGUGGUUACGAUCACCUCCGAACGUCUGGCCAACCUUCGUCGCAAACAGAGUCUCGGAAAUACAGCAGUACACGAACGGAUGUCAGUGGAAACACGUUCCCGGAGCUGAAAAUCCUGCCGACCUGGUCUCGCGCGGCAUGUCAGUCGACGAAUUUCUACAAAGCAACUUGUGGAGCUGUGCCCCAGGCUGGUUGUCACUGUCACCACAAGAUUGGCCAAUCUUCAUUCCCCCAGGCGUGCCAGCAGAAGAGCUGGAGUUAAAAACUACGGUUGCACUCACCCAAGCAGUUCCUACCGUUCAUCCCUGGUUUCUCCGUUGGUCUUCCUACAGCCGAUUACUCCACGUCAUCGGAUAUUGUAUGCGAUUUGUCACCAACACCCGUUCAAAAGCACGAACCCAACCUUCGCCAUCCCCCAUUCCGGUCGACCAAUCACUUACCGUGGCAGAACUAGCCAAUGCCAAAACGUUUCUCGUCCGACUCGCCCAGCAGGAUGGUUACGCCGCAGAAAUAAAGCAGCUGGAGAAGGAAAACACCGUGCCGAAGCAGUCCCACAUUCGCCGAAUGAGCCCAUUUUUCGACCCAGAGAGAGUGUUGAGAGUGGGAGGUCGUUUAAAUCUUGCCCAGUUACCUUAUCAAGCAAAGCACCCUGCGCUUAUUCCCACCAACCAUCCGUUCACUCGACUAAUCGCUGAAUAUUUUCAUCGCAAACUGCUGCACGGCGGCGGGCGCCUGCUGCUCACUACGAUUCGCGAAGAAUUCUGGCCACCCCGCGGCCGUAGACUGGUUCAAAGUGUAGUACGAAAUUGCUUUCGUUGUACUCGCCUCAAUCCAAUACUUGCCCAACAACAAAUCGGUCAGUUACCUGCCCAGCGUGUGAUCCCAAGUCGUCCAUUCAGCAUCACCGGUGUUGACUAUGCUGGCCCACUCUACCUUCGUCCAAUACACAAACGUGCCGCACCUGCAAAGACUUACCUGUGCCUCUUUGUAUGCUUUUCAACCAAAGCAGUGCAUUUGGAAUUAGUCAGUGAUUUGUCCACUCAAGCAUUUUUGUGUGCCCUGCGACGAUUUAUCGCUCGUCGUGGACGGCCCACGCACAUCCACUCAGACAACGGGAAAAAUUUCGAGGGGGCAAAAAAUGAACUGGCUGAACUGUUUGCCAGAUUUCAUAACCGUGCUGAACAGGCUGAAAUUGCUUCUGUGUGUGCCGAGGAAGGGAUCACAUGGCAUUUGACACCACCCAAGGCACCUCACUUUGGCGGCCUGUGGGAGGCAGCAAUCAAAAUAGCCAAAAAACAUUUGUACCGACAGCUCGGUUCAUCUCGCCUUACGUUCGAGGCUAUGUGUACCGUACUAACACAAAUCGAAGCGAUCAUGAAUAGCCGACCAUUGCUUCCACUUUCGGAGGACCCCAACGACCUAGCUGUAUUAACACCAGCGCACUUUCUCGUCGGUUCAUCACUGCGUGCCCUGCCCGACCCAGACUUAAUGAACGUACCUGCCAACAGACUCGACCACUAUCAACAGCUGCAACUGCAUGUGCAGCGAUUUUGGUCGCACUGGAAAAAGGAAUAUCUACAAGAGCUGCUGAAAGACACCCGUGGCUGGAAGCGAAACAACGAAAUAGUUCCGGGGAGAAUGGUCAUCGUAGUCGACGAAAUGCAGCCACCAAUUCGAUGGCCCCUUGCUCGCAUCUAA
Topomyia yanbarensis is the source of this 5415-nucleotide messenger RNA. RefSeq lists its product as uncharacterized. NCBI's taxonomy places the organism in Eukaryota, Metazoa, Arthropoda, Insecta, Diptera, Culicidae. The record is from RefSeq and is a predicted model, not a curated record. Gene Ontology annotation, biological process: DNA integration. The coding region runs from base 1 to 5415 and encodes 1804 amino acids. Gene Ontology annotation, molecular function: nucleic acid binding. The transcript is spliced from 2 exons.